AUGGCUGCGCCCUGUAAGGCUGAGCGUUCCCCCAAAAAUCCCAGGGCGAUGAAGACCCCGAAGAGCGAAGCGCCGUCAGAGUCGGAGUCGGAAGAUCUGAGCGACGGAAACCAGUAUCACUCCAACCCGUCCACCCCCAGCCGCUUCUCGCCGCUCAGCGCGGCCGUCUCCAGCUCCGGCAGCGCGGGCCGGGGCGGAUCGGCCGCGGCUUCCAACAGCCUCCCCGCCAGCCGGGGCAUGUCAUGGACCCCGUCCGAAACGAACGCCCUGAUCGCCGUGUGGGGCAGCGAGCGGCUGGCCGAGGCGCGGAUGCAGCAGCUGGAGGUGGCGGGGACGGUGUUUUCCGGAAAGGCUCCGGGACCGGCUAUGUACGACAGGGUGUCCAAGGCUUUAGCGGAGCUCGGCUAUGAAAGGACCCCUUCGCAAUGCAGGGAGAGGAUGAAGACGCUGCGGCGAUGCUACAGCCGUGUGAAGGAGCACGGCAUCGGGAAAAGGAAGAGCAGCUACUCGCUGGAGCAGCUGGAGAAGGUGUUCGGCCAGGGAGGCUGGGACUCCCAGCCCGUCCUCAUCAACAGCAGCGGGCUGUACCAGGAGAUGGAGUCGGACGGCAGCACCAUGGAAGACUACUCCCAGGAGGCGUGGGGCAGCCAGGACCCGCCCUCCUUCCCAGAGGCGGACUCGGAUACCGUGGAAAUCCGGCUUUCGAAGAAGAGGCUGCAGCUUAAGCAGGAAUCCUCAGACGACAUCCAGCAACAGGAAGUGAUGCGUAACGUGGUGCGAAUGCUGGAGUCGUCGCAGGCGAAGUGGGAGCCCUUCCAGACGUGGAUGGACUUCUCCCGCCUGCACCUGUCCAACAAGCUGGCCAUCUUCGGCGUGGGCUACAACACGCGCUGGCAGGAGGAGAUCCGCUACCACCACGCCGAGAUGAGCUCGCAGGUGCCGCUGGGCAAGCGUCUGCGCGAGUACUUCAACCCGGAGAAGGCCGAGGGCCGCAUCAUCAUGACCAAGGUGCAGAAGAUGAACUGGAAGAGCGUCUUCUACAAGUUCCUGGACAUCACCAUCAGCGAGGCGCGCUGCCUGGAGCUGCACAUGGAGGUGGGCUGGAUCCCCGUCUCCCGCGGCGCGGGCGGCGGGUACCAGCUGCCGGAGGGCAUCCCCAGAACGCACGGCCUGUACGCUGUCGGGUUCGAGGACACGCCCGCCACCGCCCAGCCCUCCAGCUCAGGGAACAGCUGCUCCUCUCCGGAGUUCAGCGAGCCCGACCUGAGCCGGACCCGGUUGCCGCGGACGUCGAAGGCGUCGCCCGCAGUGACCUACUGCUUCCUGGGCGUAGCGGAGGACAGGACGCUGCAUCAGUGCCUGCACCAGCACUUCCGCACCGCAGGCAGGCGCUGCGGGAGGCGGGGGGAACCCCCGGCCCUCGCCAGGUUCCUGCAGGAGAACUCCGCCCAGCCGAAGGAAGGCGGCUCCUCCCACAAAGACAUCUAUGUCAAAUUCAUCGAGGUGGAGCUGGACUUCCUCUCUGCCGGGUCCCUGCUGGAGUGUUUAGAGAUGGCGGUGGGUUAUUCCUUGAAGUUCAAUGAGAAGGAGACGUUGUAAAGCCCUUUGUGUUUAUAGACCGGCUUGUGAAUGUAUGUUAUGAACGCUAACAGCCGAAAAGACACACUUGUGUUCUUCCCUAAGCGGCUGUGCCCAUAUAAGGUAGGGGAGGAGCUCUUCCAUAGGGGCGGGGGCAGGCAGAGGGAUUCAGCCACUCAGAAAACUGCCUUCUCUUUAUUUAUUUAUUCUUUUAAAGUUUAUUCUCAUACAUUGUCCCAGAUGAGAC
Messenger RNA from Megalops cyprinoides (Indo-Pacific tarpon), 1825 nucleotides. Its product is annotated as myb/SANT-like DNA-binding domain-containing protein 2. The transcript has 4 exons. The coding region runs from base 1 to 1599 and encodes 532 amino acids. Lineage: Eukaryota; Metazoa; Chordata; Actinopteri; Elopiformes; Megalopidae. The record is from RefSeq and is a predicted model, not a curated record.